AUGUCCGAACAAGUUCAAACCACCAAAGCUGUACCUUCUAUUUUGGAUAAAAGAUGGGACGUUGUCUUAUCCAAUGUAGUCGCUAAGACUGCUUUAGGCGCUGGUGUCGGUAUUGUCGCUUCUGUUUUAUUCUUUAAGCGUCGUGCAUUCCCUGUGUGGGUUGGUGUCGGCUUUGGUUUAGGCAGAGGUUACGCCGAAGGUGAUGCUAUUUUCCGCACCAAUGCUGGUCUAAGAAAGGUCAACGCCUGA
Kluyveromyces lactis is the source of this 249-nucleotide messenger RNA. RefSeq names its product Mic10p (gene MIC10). Gene Ontology annotation, cellular component: MICOS complex; mitochondrion; mitochondrial inner membrane. The coding region runs from base 1 to 249 and encodes 82 amino acids. Lineage: Eukaryota; Fungi; Ascomycota; Saccharomycetes; Saccharomycetales; Saccharomycetaceae. The transcript has a single exon. The record is from RefSeq and is a predicted model, not a curated record.